AUGCCACGUACUGAUGUAACCGUAUCGGGUAUUUCUUCUGGUGGUGCGAUGGCUGUUCAGUUACACAUGGCUUUUUCCGAAGAUAUUAGUGGAUGUGGUAUUUUAGCUGGUCCUCCUUAUUAUUGUGCAGGAAAUUUUAUGGCAGCUACGGCUUGUAUGAGUGGUCCAUUGAAUUUUGUUACAGCUUCGGGUAUUCUAAUGAAAUUGAAAUGGUAUGAUUCGAUUGGAAGUAUCGAUAGUAUUUCGAACAUUCGAGGUGACCCUGUGUAUAUAUUUACUGGUAAAUAUGAUAUUGUUGCUCGACCUAGUACAGUUAAAAUAAAUGAAAAUGUCUAUUCGGAAUUGGGUGCAAAUAUCAAAACAAAUUAUGAUAUGGCUGCUGCUCAUGGAUUUCCUACAGAUAAUUUUGGAAAAAGUUGUGCAACUCUUAAUUUAGAAAAUUAUAUCAAUAAUUGUAAUUUCAAUAUGGCAUAUGAUAUUUUAAAUCAUCUCUAUGGUGGAAAUCUAAUUAAGUCAAAAAGUGGUACUCAAACACCAUUGAUUGGUCAAAUGGCUGUAUUUGAUCAAAAAGCAUUCAUGAAUCCACCUUCAUCAUUGACUGAUAGUCAAACACCAAGCUCGUCUCUCUUACAAUGGAUUUCAGAAAGUAUGAAUUUGUACACAACUGACAACUGGGCUUGGCCUACAUCAGGUCUUGUCAAUUGGACGAUUCCCAGUGUUACAACAGUACACACAAGACAAGCUAUUACACGAGCCUUAUCACACGGUUUUGAUGAAGAAGGUUUCAUUUAUUUUUCAUCGGCUUGUGCUCAAGGUCAGAAAUGUUCAAUUCAUGUUGCUCUUCAUGGCUGUCAACAAGGAAAACGUUAUGUAGAUGAUGUAUUUGCAACGAAAGCUGGCUAUUUAGAAGUUGCUGAACUCAACAAUUUGAUCGUUGUUUUUCCUCAAGUAGCUCCAACAAUGUUUUUGCCAACGAAUCCAAUGGGUUGUUGGGAUUGGUGGGGAUAUAGUUCACUUUCAUAUGCUACGAACAAGGCACCACAAAUGAUCAGUAUCAAGAAGAUGAUCGAUACUGUACGUUUGAUUAAUCAAGCUAUGGUUGCAUCUGUCUAA
Messenger RNA from Rotaria sordida, 1113 nucleotides. NCBI's taxonomy places the organism in Eukaryota, Metazoa, Rotifera, Eurotatoria, Philodinida, Philodinidae. The record is from the annotation of a GenBank genome assembly.